CCUUCCGGUUUGCAAAGCAAAGGCCGGAAGUGUUGGCUUGUAGCUGCUCUCCGUGUGGCAAGGUGGUGGUGGCCGCAGCGAGCGCUUCCCCGAGGCUCUCUGGUUCUCGCGCCUGUGUAGGGACUUAACCACCACCAUGUCGAGCAAAAGGGCAAAGACCAAGACCACCAAGAAGCGCCCUCAGCGCGCCACGUCCAAUGUGUUUGCUAUGUUUGACCAGUCACAGAUUCAGGAGUUCAAAGAGGCCUUCAACAUGAUUGAUCAGAACCGAGACGGUUUCAUCGACAAGGAGGAUUUGCAUGAUAUGCUUGCUUCACUGGGGAAAAAUCCAACUGAUGAGUAUCUGGAUGCCAUGAUGAAUGAGGCUCCAGGCCCCAUCAAUUUCACCAUGUUUCUCACCAUGUUUGGUGAGAAGUUGAAUGGCACAGAUCCAGAAGAUGUCAUCAGAAAUGCUUUUGCUUGCUUUGAUGAAGAGGCAACUGGCACCAUUCAGGAGGACUACCUGAGAGAGCUGCUGACAACCAUGGGAGACCGGUUUACAGACGAGGAGGUGGACGAGCUGUACAGAGAAGCUCCCAUUGACAAAAAGGGGAACUUCAAUUACAUUGAGUUCACACGCAUCCUUAAACAUGGAGCGAAAGACAAGGAUGACUGAGAGAACUUCAUAUUCCAGCCAAAUGUUCCUUGUUGCCACUUUGGGUAUUUCUGAGAUUUUUCUCUUAGAGCCUGUUGCAUGCCGUUAGCUUUACAGCUUUUGCCUUUCUUGUUGUAUUUAUUCUCAGCCAUUUGGGGCACAUGUAUCUUUAUAAUCAGACUGGAAAUGGGACUUUUUGUCAUUUUCAGAUUAGAAAAUAGGGUAAUUUAACUUACCACCCCUCCCAUAACUGUAGUCUAUACAGAGUUGAUAUAUUUUUUCAGAGAAAGUUAUCCAUUGAAUUUUUUCUGAACCAUCAUUAAACUUUAUGAUAAAAUA
This is a messenger RNA of Lepus europaeus (European hare), 973 nucleotides long. RefSeq names its product myosin regulatory light polypeptide 9. Bases 137 to 655 code for a protein of 172 amino acids. The transcript is spliced from 4 exons. The record is from RefSeq and is a predicted model, not a curated record. NCBI's taxonomy places the organism in Eukaryota, Metazoa, Chordata, Mammalia, Lagomorpha, Leporidae. Gene Ontology annotation, cellular component: cytoplasm. Gene Ontology annotation, molecular function: calcium ion binding. Gene Ontology annotation, biological process: platelet aggregation.